CCCGACCUUAUCACCGAGUACAUGCAGAAACACAAGGAGGAGGUGAAGAAGAAGGAGGGCAAGAGGAGAGUUGUCAGUGAGGCCUCGGGAGACUCAGAGGAGCGAAGGAGCAAGAGGAAGAAGGAGAAUGGAACGGAUCGCAAAUGGAUACGGAUGAGAAACGUAAAAAAAGCUCAACCCUAGCUGCUCCCUCAGCCGAAUGAAACGGAGAGUAGGAGAGGGACCUAAACGUGACCACUGUCAACACUGUGACAAAUCCUUCACAACAUCUGGAUAUUUAAAGAUUCAUCAGAGAGUUCACUCUGGAGAGAGUCUACACAGCUGUGAUCAAUGUGGGGCAGCUUUCACACGACAGAGUACCCUAAAAAUACAUCAACGCAUUCACACUGGAGAGAAGCCUUACAGCUGUGAUCAAUGUGGGGCAGCUUUCACACUACGGAGUACCCUAAAAAUACAUCAACGCAUUCACACUGAGGAAAAGCCUUACAGCUGUGAUCAGUGUGGUAAAACUUUUACUCAUAGCGGUAGCCUUAAAUCUCACCAGAGCGUUCACACAGGAGAGAAGCCGUACUGGUGUGAACAAUGUGGGGAAACCUUUUCUCAUAGUAAUGGCUUUAAAUCUCACCAGCGCAUUCACACUGGAGAGAAGCCGUACUGGUGUGAUCAAUGUGGUAAAACCUUUUCUCAUAGUAAUGGCCUUAAAUCUCACCAGCGCAUUCACACUGGAGAGAAGCCGUACUGGUGUGAUCAAUGUGGUAAAACGUUUUCUCAGAGUAGUAGGCUUAAAUCUCACCAGCUUGUUCACACUGGAGAGAAGCUGCCCUGGUGUGAACAAUGUGGGAAAACCUUUUCUAGGAGUGAUUAUUUAAAAAGCCACCGACGUGUUCACACUGGAGAGAAGCCCUACUGGUGUGAACAAUGUGGUAAAACCUUUUCUCAUAGUCAUGGCCUUAAAUCUCACCAGCGCAUUCACACUGGAGAGAAGCCGUACUGGUGUGAACAGUGUGGUAAAACUUUUUCUGACAGUAGUGCGUUUAAAACUCACCAGCGCAUUCACACUGGAGAGAAGCCGUACUGGUGUGAACAAUGUGGUAAAACUUUUUCUGACAGAAGUAACUUUAAAUCUCACCAGCGCGCUCACAUUGCCUCGUAGUGAACAUGUUUCCGAGCCAAGCUGUUUCCUCCUGCCUCCUCCUCAUGCCCUGAUAGCUGUGUUGUUAUUUUCUGAUUUUCUCUCCACAUUGAAGGCUGACCAGCAGUAACUUUAUCUUCUGAACAGGAUGUAUGUUAUCCUGGACUACACAUUAGGCUCCCUCCCUUUGAAGGGAUUUAUUCCACUCAGAAUUAGUUUGUUUUCCUGUAAUAAAAUUCAGGGAUCAACUGCUAGUGCUUUUUAACUAAUGCUGCAGCGAAGAAGUGUUUGUUGUUGUUAAUUAAUCACCUUGUAAAUACAAUUUACAAAAAUCCCCAUCGCUGUUUACUAAGGUUAAGACAAAAAAAAAGAAGCAAACCUUCAUAACUGACCAGCUUUUAUCAGAACAUGGCUGCUGCUGCUUAAAAAAUGACUUGAACAGUUAGGGCCCUAUCUUGCACCCAGCGCAAUAGCCUUUGUACACCGACGCAUGUAUCAUUCCUAUUUUGCACCCGACG
This is a messenger RNA of Perca fluviatilis (European perch), 1650 nucleotides long. RefSeq names its product zinc finger protein 239-like. NCBI's taxonomy places the organism in Eukaryota, Metazoa, Chordata, Actinopteri, Perciformes, Percidae. Gene Ontology annotation, biological process: regulation of transcription by RNA polymerase II. Gene Ontology annotation, molecular function: DNA-binding transcription factor activity, RNA polymerase II-specific; RNA polymerase II cis-regulatory region sequence-specific DNA binding. The transcript is spliced from 3 exons. The record is from RefSeq and is a predicted model, not a curated record. Gene Ontology annotation, cellular component: nucleus. The coding region runs from base 200 to 1153 and encodes 317 amino acids.